AUGAAUAGAUUUUUAUUAACCUUAACAUUAUUUUAUUUCUUUUUAAAUAGUAAUUUUAUAUCAAAUAAAAAAAUUAAGAUUUCUGUUUUUUCGUAUGUUAUCAUAAAUGGCAAAAAUAUAAAAUUUCUCAAAGAGAAACAAAGAAUAUAUUCUAAAAAAAAAAUAAUUAAAUAUCAAGAUGUUGUUACACAAAAAGACAUCUCAAAAAUAAAUACGCUUGUUUUAGCUUUGCUAGAAUACAAGAAAUUGCAUAAUAAUUUAAUUGUUCCUGAAAACUAUGUCUUAAAAUCAGAAGAGAAUGAAAAUUUAAAAAAUUUUAAAUUAUGGAAAAAAUUACAGGAAAUUAAAAGUGAAAAAAGUGAAAAUAAGAGAAAGUACAUUUAUUUUAUUUUAAAGAAAAUGAAUUUCCCUUUAAAUACAAUUUUUACACAAGAAGAAAUAGACAAAUAUACUACAGAGGAUGAAGAAAUUACGACUAUAUCCAAGUUGUCAGAGGAAGAUAAUAUAAAUUAUGAUAUUAGUGAAAGACAGGAAGUUAGAAAAGAAUUGUUUUCACCAUUUUUUAAAAAGACAAAAGAUAAAAAAAGUGAAAAUAUAAAAGAUUUUUUGGCUUUAUAUAAAUUUAUUCCAAAAAUAAAUGAGCAAAAUAUGCUACCAAAAUACUCCAAUAAAAGUUUUCGAAAAAAAGGAAUUCUUAAAUAUAUUUUAUAUGACUUGAAAAAAGAUGAGAAAUUUAAUUACCAAUAUAAUUAUUAUCACGAUAAUAUUUAUAAUAAUAUAAAUGAUGAUGAAUUAAACGAUUAUUUCAAGUUUUUUAUGAAAUUUAAAAAAACAAGCGAACAUUAUGAUUUUUUUGUUAAUAGAACAAGAUCUUUCUUUAAUGAAGAAAAUAAAAAAGAGAAAAAGUAUUUAUUAUAUACUCGUAGAGAAACAGAAGGGGGGCAUUCAUAUGAUUUUGAUAAAUGGUCUUUUUCAGAUUUUAUAGAAGCCUUAGUAUUUUUUAAUGAUUUAUAUAUUGAUUUAAAUAAAGAGAAUUACGAAAAAUUAAAAAAAGACGAAACUAAAAAAUUAGAUAUCGUAGACUUCAACAUAAUAUAUCCUAAUUUUGUUAUUCCUAGUGAUGAUAUAUGGCCUAUUGAAUGGCAUGGUAUGUAUAUUGAACAAAUAAGAAUGGGAGAUAUAGACGCAAAAUAUCAUUUUAUAAGGAGAAAGAUUUUAGAUUAUUUAUUAUUUGAUUUUAAAACAUCAGAAUAUGAUAAUAAAUAUAUAAAUUUUACUUGGAGAAAACUAUAUUUAGGAAUUGCAUGGUUUAUUCACACAAGGGGUCAUCCAAUAGUUAUAUCUCCUUUUGAAAAAAUUCAAUUUGAUGUUUUUUCAAUGGAUUUUUGCAAACCUGAAGAAAUUCAAGGACUUUUUUUGGGAUAUCUAAUUAUCCAAGCUCAAACUCAUGAGAAAAUAUUUUGGAAUAAUUAUAGAGAUAGAUUUGAUUUUUUAAAAAAUUUAGAAAUAAAUAUUAGGAGUGCCGAUGAAUUAAUUUUUUAA
Molecule: messenger RNA, 1542 nt
Organism: Plasmodium relictum
Lineage: Eukaryota; Apicomplexa; Aconoidasida; Haemosporida; Plasmodiidae
Product: conserved Plasmodium protein, unknown function
Exons: 17
Coding region: 1-1542 (513 amino acids)
Source: RefSeq, a predicted model, not a curated record